GUAUCACAGCCAGCGGUGUCACAUUCAUCCGAUAGAGUGACACCCAAGUAAAUUAUGUGCUGCAGCUGAAGAUGGGUGGUAGCGGCUCCAAAUCCAAAGGAUUUUGGCCUUUCGCUGGCUCAGGCAGUGGCGACGACCAUGCCAAAGAUGGAAAUGAACAAUCACUGGCUAGAGCACGUAGUUUCCCGGGCGCAACUCCUUUUGUGUUCACCAGGCGAAGCUCUUUGUUUUUGGAUGAAGAUGGCGACUUGGCCCACGAGUUCUAUGAAGAGACUAUCGUGACGAAAAAUGGCCGAAAAAAAGCCAAACUGAGGAGGAUUUACAAAAACUUGACACCUCAGGGAAUCAUAAAGCUGGACCUCCCUUGCAUCCAUGUAGAUUUCCCAGUCGUCCUUUGUGAAGUGUGA
Messenger RNA from Nerophis lumbriciformis (worm pipefish), 407 nucleotides. NCBI's taxonomy places the organism in Eukaryota, Metazoa, Chordata, Actinopteri, Syngnathiformes, Syngnathidae. The record is from RefSeq and is a predicted model, not a curated record.